This is a messenger RNA of Argiope bruennichi, 4763 nucleotides long. RefSeq lists its product as uncharacterized. Lineage: Eukaryota; Metazoa; Arthropoda; Arachnida; Araneae; Araneidae. The record is from RefSeq and is a predicted model, not a curated record. The coding region runs from base 436 to 2595 and encodes 719 amino acids. The transcript is spliced from 4 exons. Gene Ontology annotation, biological process: regulation of transcription by RNA polymerase II; positive regulation of myoblast differentiation; muscle organ development. Gene Ontology annotation, molecular function: RNA polymerase II cis-regulatory region sequence-specific DNA binding; DNA-binding transcription factor activity, RNA polymerase II-specific; protein dimerization activity.
GCUACUCAGUGAUGUGAACAGUGUCUAUAGCGUCAUGUUAAGCGAUCUCACAGAAAGUUGUAGCCAUCGUUACUGGACAUAUUGGUUACAAGUUGCAUCACUAGCCUGAAUAAAUAUUGACAGAAAUGAGGAGACCUAUUCAAUCUCCAAGAAUAUAUUUUAUAAUACUUCCAAAUGUUCUGAUCUCAACUGAUAAUUAAUAUUUGUAACAUCAUAGAACCUGGAAUUUGAAGAAAAAGAAUUAUCAUUCUUAUUCUGAUCCAGAAAAGUACAAAUAAUUUUUCUCAUUUGCGACAUUAAUAAACUAUAGUGUCGUUGAAGCUACGGUGAGGGUAAAGGAUGCCCAAUGCCAUGGGCGCCUAACUUUUAGGACGCAAAGUAAAAUAAUGUUUCAGACAUUGAUACACUCAUCACUUUCAAGACAAAUCUGAGGCCAUGGUUGCAGAGAUGCGCAAUUACCUCUGCAGUGAAAAAGAGUCGUCAGCUUCAGAAGCAGCACCCAUGUACACUCCAACAAGCUCAUUUCCUCUGUCACCGCCCAGUGGACAAAGUCCACCAUCAGCAGCAGCUCAAAAUGAGAACGUCCAAAGUGAAAUUAUUCGCGCCGCUCAUACUAAUAAAUCAAAAUCAGAAUUCGUGUCUUCAUCUGAAAGAUAUUCUGCUGAUGUAAGUAGAAUUUUCUGUUCUUCAGAUCAAAUUAAAGACGAUGUGCAGUCACUUGGAGUAUAUAGAGCUUUAGAGCAGUCAAAGUUUUCCAGAAAUACAUAUCCUCUCCAUUCAGGACAAUCAUAUUUUCCAAGGUCUCAUUUUCCUGUUAAUGGAAACGGUUAUUACGAACAAUAUUGUUCGAACUUUAAAUUGCAUUACCAUUCUUCCUCUAGCUCAUAUUACGAAGGGGAUCAAGAAAAAAAUCACAGCGAGCUUAAUCAGUUUUAUAAUGGCAAAAAUCCAGAAAAAAUGUAUUCUGUAGAAUGUAAUGCUUAUGGAUUAUCUCAUUCCUUAUAUUCUGAUAGUGCCUCAAAAUCAUCGGAGAUUUACGAAAGAGGUUGUACUCAUUCACUCCCACUUUCUGCUAAUUCUGGUGACCAAUGUAAUUUAACCACAAUGAAUUCUACCUUCCCAGAUAAAUCUGAAGAUUUGCAAAAUAAAACGUCUGUCCAAAACUGUGACAGUCGUCUUUUACAUGUAGCAGAUUCCUUUUCUGGUUUUAGAAGGUCCACAAAUUAUUUAGUUAAAAGUGAUGCAAAUUCGGAUGGUUUUCCGUUCAAAGCAGAGCAAACAAUGAAUAAUUAUGAAAAUCUCCCAAGGUCUGUUUCAAAUCAAUUUAAUGGCAGUACAAUCAACAACAGUAGUGUUUUACCAUUUGAUUCUCAAAACGACUGUGAGCUAAAAGGACUCCAAAAUGAAGAAAAAGAUAACUAUGAUAUAUGUAGAGAAGAACAAAAACAGAUUUAUUUUAAAAGAGAAAUUUAUAAUUUUAAUCAUAAUUCAGAACACUUGAACUCGACAACAUCUUGUAAUUAUUCUACAAAGGAACGAAUACAGAACCCUUUACAAAAAAAUGAUUCUCCUUGCUUGAAUGCAAGAAAUGCUUUUGUUCAAUCAAAAUCACACGUGACAGAUUCACAAAUAUUAGCAUCGUCCAAGGAAACUAUGCUUUCAUCAAAUCAAUAUGAAAGAUCAGAAAAAAAUGUAUCUGAAGUAAUUAUCCAUAAUCUUAAAGAAGAAAAAGAUAGCAAGCAUUUCCAUGAAAAUUUUCUGACUGACAGACACAGUGGGAAAAGUUCAAAGAUUUCUAAUAUAAAGUCAGUUAAAAAGAAUUUCAACCGUGGAGCGAUUUUUAAACCCUACUGUUACGGUGCGAAAGAUGGCUCUAGUAGUGAAACUUUCUGCCCUAAGAUUAAGACCCAAGUUGACGGAGGAAGUGAAGGAGGAUCUGACGGGGAAAAGGCCUGUUCUUCUACGGCAUCUCCAUACAGUGUUUCUCCAUCUCCAUCCACGGCUACUUCGGAGAAUGAUACUCCUGUUGAUCUCCGUCGUGCUACUGCCGACAGCGAUGAUCAACAUGUACCUCACGUUUUCGUGCCAGGCCAAAAUAAUCACCAACGUCGAUGCUUGCUGUGGGCUUGUAAAGCUUGUAAAAGAAAAUCUGUGACAGUUGACCGACGACAAGCUGCCACGAUGAGAGAGAGGAGACGGCUGAGAAAAGUCAAUGAAGCCUAUGAGGCUCUGAAACGUGUCUCUACCAGAGAUCCAAAUCAAAGAUUGGCUAAGGUGGAUAUCUUAAAAAAUGCUAUCGAGUAUAUUGAAAGCUUAGAAGAUAUACUUCAUGUUUCCUCGAAUAUUAGGGAGAGAGAUUGUGACAGUGGAGGAAGUGACUAUGGGGCAGUGAAUAGUCCACCGUAUCUCAGCGAACAUUAUCAACAUUUUUCGGAAAGAAGUAAUUUUUCUUCAAUUGCAGAGACUUCGGAUACAUCCACAACAAAUGUCUCCAGUUUAGAUUGCCUUUCACUAAUUGUCCAGAGCAUCAACCCAGAUACUAGUUCUCUUCUGUCUGCUGUCACUAUGGAUGCGGAUGCCUCUAAUUUAGAAUAAUAAUUCUUAAAUUUAUAAUAAUAAAACAUCUAAAAUGAAUAUUUUGAAAUAAGUUAUAAAUUAAACAGAAUACUCGAAAAUAAGCAAAUUUUGUUGAUAUUAUAUUUUGCCAGUUCCUUUAUAGCUUUGAAGUAUGUAGCACAAAGCCCAUGAACACUAUAGUCAGGAACAAGGUGAGUUAAUUAAGAAAGUUCUGCAAUGUAUCACAAGCAACAGUUAAAUAAUUUGGUAUAUUUUCCUUAAUUUUUUAAAAAAAUGUUAUUGACAUGUUUGACAAGCAUUUAGCUUUUCUCAGCAGAAACUUGCACUCUGCGUAACAAAGUUUUAUUUUAAAUAUUUGAAAUGUUUCAUUUCAUUGAGUUCUUUUUAUAAUCCCAAGAUGCUUAGAAGCACUUAAUUUGUCAGUCGUCGGUGACGCGAUCAUACGUAGCUUAUUAAAUACUGUCGAGAUGUUUAAGUAAUGAAUGCUGUUAAAAGACAUGUAAGAUAGUAAAGUAGUAUGAAAACAAUUUAAUUGGUGAAGUAGAAAUUACUGGGUAUGUGUAUUAUCCAUGCAAUAUCUGAUCCAUUCAAUUACUGCACUUCAUAAAACUACUAUCGUAUAGCAUGAUUUGUACAUUGUUUGUGGUAAAAAAAAAGAAAGGAGUAGCGCAUAAUAAUCAGAUGUAAUAUAAAAUAAAAACUGACAGCUGCUGAUAACAUCACAGUCAGAGCAAAAUGCCUUGCUCUCAGUUAAUCAUGUUACCUACAUUUUUACGCUAAGAUAUAUAGCAAAUUAGAAAGACACCAAUAAAAUAAAACUAUGAAAUUUCCAAGAAUAUUUCCAGAAAUACAUUGUACCUAAAACUAUAGUUUACUCUACUGUAGUUUUUCUAUACUAGAUUCAAUUAUUAUAGAAAAUUUCAGUUUCUCGGAAUCAAGCAAGGUAUAUACCAAAUUUUUUUGUGUAAGCAGCAGAAUUUAAAAACCAAUUCAAAUAUCCUAUUUUUGUUUCGAGCAAAUAUUCUUAAUAAGAAAAUGGUAUAAAAAUGAUUUACGAAAAUACAAUAUUUGAAGCUGAAAGUUCAUAAAACGAUGACAGAAUUAGGAAUUUCUUUCCUUUUCCCUCCAUUCUUAAUUCUUUGAAAUUUCAAAUCAAUGUAAUUUUUAUCAGAAGUAUUAUGCAAAAUUUUCAUUCCUUCAAUCUAUUUAAUAUUUAGACCUUAUAAUCAGAAAAAAAAAUAUUUUCAGACAAUACACAGUUUAUCAUUGAGUUGCAAAAUUGCAACAAAAUUUUUUAAAAAAAAUUUCAAUUUAGUAAUUUUCCAUUUUUAAUGUGAAGAAAUAUGCUCACCUUUUUUUUAAAAAAAAACCCUCCCCCCCCCCAAAAAAAAAAAAAAACACGUUCCACUGAAAUGCUUUCUGUGCAAUUGGUUUUUAAAUAACAAAAACACCGGUCCGUAAUGCAGAUUUCCAAUUAAGAAUUAUAUCAGUUGAUUUUUAGAAAAUAAAGACUUACAUAAAUAAACAUAUUCGCAUACAUACACAAAAUAUGACUUUGUAUAAAAACAAUUUCGAAAUGUACUUUAUCAAUUUCAAGAUCGAGCUUAUAAUACACUUAUAAAAACUUAUGUGCAAUGUUGAUAAAUGGUUUGUAAAGAUAUAUUUUAUAUGGCAAUUCAUUGAUUAUACGUAUUUUAAUGCUACGAGGUUAAUAGUAUUUACACAAUUAACCUAAAAAUUGAUUAUAUUUUUUUGAAAUAAAUGUAUAAACAUCUAUUUUAGAAACUGUUUAUGUAUAUGUUUGAAACUGCAGAUGUAAACAGCAAUUGUAUAAACCGCACCUUUUAAGAUGUAAACAACACCUUUAAUAAGACACUCUGAAUAUAUCUCAUCAUUUGAUUGUAUCAAGGAUUUGUCUAGAUUGCUAUAAAUGAACUCCGAAUGCACUAAGUGUUGUUGAGAUAUGCUAUUAAUGAUUGAAAAAUAUCUUUUUACAAUAUAUAAUUCUUAGAACUUUGAACUAAAAAAUUUUAUUUUUUUCAUGAUUGAGAAUCUUUUGAAAUGAUUAUUGUAUUUAACGUAAAUGUGCUAUAAAUAAAAUGUACGAGCACAUGUAAUUGUUUAUAUUAUAAAUAUCAUUUAUUUCUAUUCGCAACUAUUUUGUGUUUUUCUUAAACAUUUUUAUA